This is a messenger RNA of Colletotrichum acutatum, 1148 nucleotides long. RefSeq lists its product as uncharacterized. NCBI's taxonomy places the organism in Eukaryota, Fungi, Ascomycota, Sordariomycetes, Glomerellales, Glomerellaceae. The record is from RefSeq and is a predicted model, not a curated record. The transcript has 4 exons. The coding region runs from base 172 to 891 and encodes 239 amino acids. Gene Ontology annotation, biological process: mycotoxin biosynthetic process.
GCCAAUUAUCGAAGAUUCGAAGCUGCUGACUCGUUUCACAACAAUCCUAAGGCCGUGUUAUUUAUACUCAUAUGCUACCUCAUCGCUGAGGCCGCGUUAGCAAUGUCCGAUUCUUCUCAUCUCGGACGAUUGUCUCCUUAUCGCACAGCGUUGAUGGGAUGAAUAGCGGCAAUGGACUCCGAGACAUGUCGUGAAAAGGGCAGGUUGCUCACGUGGUCCGACGAUGACUCCGAUAGCGGUGAUCAGCCACGUAGAGUAAGCCGACGACCUGGGGCGUCAUGUAUCAUCACGGCGCUUGCGUUUUCGAACCUUGUCCUCGUCGCUCUCUGCGUGUCCCUCACACUGCGACUAGGUGGCCAACCAACACCAGAAACUACACCACACACUGUUGCAGCCUCGGGGCCCUCGUGGCUUCCACCACAAAUACCGAUAAAGAAGACGCUCAACUCCGAACCUAUAUAUGGAGGCCUGAUUACGAAUGAGAGCGAGGAGGCUUGGGAUGCAUUGAUGCCGCACGGCCGUGGGUUUGUUAUCAUCAAGAAUGAGACGGCCGUUCAGGAGAUGCCAAAGUUCAAUGCGACCAUGAGUGAGUACAAGGGAGUAAUAUCUGUCUUCCACCAGCUCCAUUGCGUGUGGGCCACCCGGGAGGCCUUCUUUCGGUUACUGCGUGAUGGCAACUCGACUGAGAUCGACCUCGGGCACCUUGGUCACUGCUGGGACUUUGUCAGGCAAGCCAUCCAGUGUCGUGCUGACACCACCAUCGAGUGGCAGGUGUCGGAUGAGCUCUCUGGAAGCCUGGGAUGGGGCUACCAACAUCAGUGCUAUGAUUAUGACGCCCUGCUUGCCUGGGCUGAAGAGCAUAGGUGGGGUGAUGAACAGAGUAUUCAGUAAACAGUUCUCUACUAAAUCAAAACUCCAUUAUGCCAGGUACGCUUGAUGAAUUUUCUCAUGUUGACAUCACAUUCCUACAUUAUGGCCUAUUGUUCCGUCUUUUCUAGCCGUUGGUCUUGGGCAAAUAUUUGUACUCAGCACGGGUCCAAGCAGAUACGAUGUUGAAUCUUUCUUAUACUGUAUCAUAUUGGCAAGAAGAUUAAGAAGGAAUGCACAUGCUCAUCAGAAAGUUUUCAUCCUGUUUGGGCUAAAUGACC